This is a messenger RNA of Kogia breviceps (pygmy sperm whale), 4068 nucleotides long. The record is from RefSeq and is a predicted model, not a curated record. Lineage: Eukaryota; Metazoa; Chordata; Mammalia; Artiodactyla; Physeteridae.
CGGGUGUCCGUGACGCAGUAUUUGAGCGCCUGCGUCGUCUGGAGCCGCGACACUGAACAUGGCGCGUUCCUAGAAGCUGCUUUCGGCAUCAGUAGGCGGCGGCGUGUGGACUGGAAGCGUGGGGCGAAGGACAAGCUGACGCCGCUUCGUGUUGGAGCGUGGAAGCGGGAGAACCGGGCCAUUCCGGACCGAACCAAACGGUUUCCAUGGAUCUCAAUAGUGCCAGUACUGUCGUUCUUCAGGUCUUAACACAGGCCACCAGUCAGGAUACUGCUGUGUUAAAACCAGCUGAGGAGCAGUUGAAACAGUGGGAGACGCAGCCAGGUUUCUAUUCAGUGUUGCUGAAUAUUUUCACAAACCACACUCUGGAUAUAAAUGUAAGGUGGCUUGCUGUGCUGUAUUUUAAAAAUGGAAUUGAUCGCUACUGGAGACGAGUAGCACCUCAUGCUCUCUCAGAGGAGGAGAAAUCUACAUUGCGUGCAGGGCUAAUCACUAACUUCAAUGAACCGAUAAACCAGAUAGCAACUCAGAUUGCCGUGCUGAUUGCAAAAGUUGCUCGAUUGGACUGUCCUAGACAGUGGCCUGAACUGAUUCCCACUCUUAUAGAAUCUGUGAAAGUACAAGAUGAUCUUCGACAGCACAGAGCGUUGCUUACCUUUUAUCAUGUUACCAAGACCCUGGCGUCUAAACGACUGGCUGCUGAUAGAAAACUGUUUUAUGAUUUAGCUUCUGGAAUUUAUAGUUUUGCCUGCUCUCUGUGGAAUCACCACACAGACACAUUCCUUCAACAAGUUUCUUCUGGCAAUGAAGCUGCAGUUCUAAGUUCUCUAGAACGAACUCUGCUGUCACUGAAAGUGCUGCGUAAGUUAACUGUUAAUGGAUUCGUGGAACCUCAUAAGAAUAUGGAGGUGAUGGGUUUUUUACAUGGAAUAUUUGAACGUCUAAAACAAUUUCUGGAGUGCAGUAGAAGUAUAGGUACAGAUAAUGUAUGUAGAGAUAGACUGGAAAAGACCAUCAUUCUUUUUACUAAAGUGCUUUUGGACUUCUUGGAUCAGCAUCCUUUUUCAUUUACUCCUCUAAUUCAGAGAUCACUGGAAUUUUCUGUAAGCUAUGUGUUUACAGAAGUUGGUGAAGGCGUUACAUUUGAACGAUUCAUUGUCCAGUGCAUGAAUCUUAUUAAGAUGAUUGUCAAAAAUUAUGCUUAUAAGCCAUCCAAAAACUUUGAAGAUAGCAGCCCUGAAACUCUUGAAGCUCAUAAGAUUAAGAUGGCAUUCUUCACAUAUCCCACUUUGACAGAGAUAUGUAGAAGAUUAGUCUCUCAUUAUUUUCUGUUAACGGAAGAAGAACUGACGAUGUGGGAAGAAGACCCAGAAGGCUUUACAGUGGAAGAAACAGGAGGAGAUUCUUGGAAAUACAGUUUGAGGCCAUGCACUGAAGUAUUAUUUAUAGAUAUAUUCCAUGAAUAUAAUCAGACUCUUACUCCUGUACUUUUAGAGAUGAUGCAAACACUUCAAGGGCCCACUAACGUGGAAGAUAUGAAUGCACUGUUAAUCAAAGAUGCUGUGUAUAAUGCUGUUGGAUUAGCGGCUUAUGAGCUGUUUGACAGUGUUGAUUUUGAUCAGUGGUUUAAAAACCAGCUUCUUCCAGAAUUACAAGUCAUUCACAAUAGGUAUAAGCCAUUGCGACGCAGGGUGAUUUGGCUCAUUGGUCAGUGGAUUUCUGUGAAAUUCAAGUCUGACUUAAGACCCAUGUUAUAUGAGGCAAUUUGUAACUUACUUCAGGAUCAAGACUUAGUGGUCCGUAUUGAAACAGCUACCACUCUGAAGUUAACUGUUGAUGAUUUUGAGUUUAGAACAGAUCAGUUUCUACCGUAUUUGGAAACCAUGUUCACACUACUCUUUCAGUUACUACAGCAAGUUACAGAAUGUGACACAAAGAUGCAUGUUUUACAUGUCCUUUCUUGUGUGAUUGAAAGAGUCAACAUGCAGAUACGACCGUACGUAGGGUGUUUGGUACAGUAUUUGCCUCUUCUUUGGAAGCAGAGUGAAGAACACAAUAUGUUGAGAUGUGCUAUUCUGACAACACUUAUUCAUCUUGUUCAGGGAUUAGGAGCAGACAGCAAGAACCUGUACCCUUUCCUGCUCCCAGUUAUUCAACUGAGUACAGAUGUUUCCCAGCCUCCACAUGUUUAUCUUCUGGAAGAUGGUUUAGAAUUAUGGUUAGUGACUUUGGAAAACAGCCCAUGUAUUACACCAGAGUUACUUCGUAUAUUUCAGAAUAUGUCACCACUUCUAGAACUAAGUUCAGAAAGUCUCAGAACCUGCUUUAAGAUCAUCAAUGGUUAUAUCUUUUUAUCAUCAACAGAAUUUUUACAGACAUAUGCAGUAGGUCUUUGUCAGUCCUUUUGUGAACUGCUAAAUGAAAUUACUACAGAAGGUCAAGUUCAAGUGCUAAAGGUUGUGGAAAAUGCCCUUAAAGUGAACCCAGUAUUAAGCCCGCAAAUGUUUCAACCAAUUCUACCCUGUGUUUUCAGAGGUAUUAUAGAAGGGGAGAGGUAUCCUGUAGUGAUGUCAACGUAUCUCGGCGUCAUGGGUCGAGUCCUGCUACAAAACACUAGUUUCUUUUCCUCACUACUUAAUGAGAUGGCACAUAAAUUUAAUCAGGAGAUGGACCAGCUUUUGGGAAAUAUGAUUGAAAUGUGGGUUGAUCGCAUGGACAAUAUUACCCAGCCUGAAAGAAGAAAACUUUCAGCUUUGGCUUUGCUUUCUCUUCUGCCGUCUGAUAAUAGUGUUAUCCAAGAUAAAUUCUGUGGGAUUAUAAACAUCUCAGUGGAGGGCCUACAUGAUGUCAUGACAGAAGAUCCUGAAACGGGAACUUAUAAAGACUGUAUGUUAAUGUCUCAUCUUGAAGAACCAAAAGUAACAGAAGAUGAAGAGCCACCCACAGAACAGGAUAAGAGAAAAAAGAUGGACUGUGACAUCGGAAACGGCAGUUCAAAAUUACCUUUUUCCUCUUAAGAAGAAACUGCAUUCUGUCCCAAACACAUCCAGCAAACCCGGAGCUGGCUCUGGGCUGGAGAGACAAACAGCAAGUUUGAGGGUGACCAAGUGUAAGGACAGUGCAUGUACCCGGUGCCAGCUGGGUGUCCCCUGACCUCACUUUCGCAAGCUUGGGAGGAAAGUCGCCUGUCCUUCAAGGAGGACAAGACACCACUAUUGCUUACCAGUUAAGUAAUACAAUGGAAAAUAAAGUAGUUUGGGUAAAUACUGACUUGGUAGGAUUGACUCUCCAUCGGUUUUAUUUCCUUCUGAUGAUCCAUCAAGAUUCCUAAAUGCAGUCUGUAUUUUGAAAACAUCUGGAAUCAGCCAAGCACAUUUUUGAAGCUGUUGAGUGCUGACAUUAUAAUCUGUAUAUUUUGCUGCUCAGCUGUGCCUGCCUACCGUGCAUCGACCUACGAAGAUGAAGCCAGCAGUGUGCUCCUUCAGACAGCAUCCUGCCUCAGGGGGAUUGAGGGUCCUUAUGAGUAUUGUGUGUGUGUGUGUGUGUGUGUGUGUGUGUGCACUUUAUCUUUGCUCCUGAUUAUAAAUGUAAUAACGUUCACUAUUGAAACAUUGGAAAAUAAAGAAAAAGAUAAAGAAGCAGCAACUCAUAAUCCAUUCACCCAGAAAUAACCACUCUAAUGUUGUGAUGUGUAUGUGUGAAGGAUUUUGUGUACACACACUUACCCCUUUUACUCUAUGUGGUUUUAAAAAAACAAAACCAGGAUCAUUUGUGUAUCCUUUUAGAAUACUGGCAUUUUUUGAUAGCAUUAUAUCCUGUUUUUUCUCUUUAUACAUUUUUUAUAAAUAUAAUAUUUGAAAACUGCCUUAAUAUUUGGUGGAUGGGUAUUCUGUCAGUUCAGGUCCUCCAAGAAGCAGAUGCCAGGAGAGGAUUAACUGUACAAGGAACAUGUCGGGAGAAAUCUCUGUGAAGGACAAAGGAGAGGGAGCAGGCAUAGGCAGGGGGGUGGUGCAAGUGUGACACCUGUGAAAGGAGACCAAGAGGACGGGUUGGCCAGGGAGAGCAUCA